UCUCCAAAGACGUUCCAGGAGUCCUGUCUUCAGUUCUACCAGGCCGAGCUAGAACAGCUUUCCUUUAGGGAAGCUGCAGAGGAGUCCAGGAAACAUAUAAACACUUGGGUCUCCAAAAAGACUGAAGGUAAAAUUCAAGACCUGUUGCCGGUCAGUUCAAUUAACACAGAGACAAGGCUAGUUCUUGUCAACGCCAUCUACUUCAAAGGGAGGUGGAAUGAAGAAUUUGCCAAAAGAUACACAAGAGAAAUGCCUUUCAAAAUAAAUCAGAAGGAACAAAGGCUGGUGCAGAUGAUGUUUCAGAAAGCGACCUUCAACAUGGCGUGUGUCAGCGAGGGGGGGGGCGGGGCGCCGCUGCUGGGCCUGCCGUAUGCGGGGCAGGAGCUGAGCAUGCUGGUUCUGCUGCCUGACGAUGGAGUGGACCUCAGUUCGGUGGAAAAAAGCCUCACUUUUGAGAAACUGAUGGCCUGGCCCAAACCAGAGUGUAUGAAGAGUACUGAUGUUGAAGUUUUCCUCCUGAGACAAAAGCUGCAAGAGAAUUAUGACAUGGAAUCUGUGCUUCGGCAUUUGGGAGUGGUCGAUGCCUUCGUCCAGGGCAAGGCUGACUUGUUGGUAAUGGCAGGUGAAACCGCUCUGUGUUUGUCCAAGUUUAUGCACAAGAGUUUUGUGGAGGUGAACGAGGAAGGCAUGGAGGCAGCGGCAGCCUCGGCGGUUGUGUUGGUAGGGUAUUGCCUGGUCUCUGGACCCCAGUUCUGUGCUGACCACCCCUUCCUCUUCUUCAUCAGGCACAACAGAACCAACACCCUUCUGUUCUGUGGCAGGUUCUCGUCCCCGUAG
This is a messenger RNA of Tupaia belangeri chinensis (Chinese tree shrew), 837 nucleotides long. Its product is annotated as serpin B9-like. NCBI's taxonomy places the organism in Eukaryota, Metazoa, Chordata, Mammalia, Scandentia, Tupaiidae. Gene Ontology annotation, cellular component: cytoplasm. Gene Ontology annotation, molecular function: serine-type endopeptidase inhibitor activity. Gene Ontology annotation, biological process: negative regulation of endopeptidase activity. The record is from RefSeq and is a predicted model, not a curated record.